Chenopodium quinoa (quinoa) is the source of this 831-nucleotide messenger RNA. RefSeq lists its product as uncharacterized. Bases 1 to 831 code for a protein of 276 amino acids. The transcript has a single exon. Lineage: Eukaryota; Viridiplantae; Streptophyta; Magnoliopsida; Caryophyllales; Amaranthaceae. The record is from RefSeq and is a predicted model, not a curated record.
AUGAGCAGAUUUGUGUAUAAGCAAAGCAACUCAGAUCAUACCCUGUUCUUCAAAAGGAGAAAAGGAUUAAUCACGUGUCUGAUCAUUUAUGUUGAUGAUAUGAUCAUAACUGGAGAUGACAAGGAAGAAAUAGCCAAGUUGAAGGGAAAGUUAUUCCUAGAAUUUGAAAUGAAGGACCUUGGAAGUCUUAAAUACUUCCUAGGAAUUGAGGUACUCAGAUCAAAGAAAGGUACCUUCAUUUUUCAAAGGAAGUAUGUCCUUGAUCUUUUGACAGAAACUGGAAUGAUAGAUUGUAAGCCUAUAGACACUCCAUUGAUGAUAAAUCAUGGGCUUCAGAUAAUCGAAGGGGGAGAUUCAGUUGAUCGGAAAUUAUAUCAGAGGCUAGUUGGUAAAUUAAUCUACUUGUCUCAUACUCGACCAGAUAUGGCAUAUGCAGUCGGAGUAGUCAGCAGAUUCAUGCAUAAACCACAAAAGCAACAUCUUGAAGCAGUUUACAGGAUCCUGAGAUACUUGAAGAAAGCACCUGGAAGAGGAGUUUUAUAUGAGAAACAUGGUCAUUUGGACCUCCAUGCUUUUACAGACGUUGACUGGGGAGGAGAUCGCGAUAGCAGGAAAUCCACUUCUGGGUAUUUUACUCUAGUUGGUGGAAAUUUGGUCUCUUGGAAAAGUAAAAGGCAAAAAGUGGUUGCAAUGUCCAGUGCUGAAGCAGAAUUCAAAGGAAUAGGAAAAGGGAUCACUGAAGUCCUAUGGCUGAGAAAACUAGUAUCUGCACUGGGAUACAAACCUAAGAAGAGUUGCAAAUUGUAUUGUGACAACAAGGCUGCAAUUUAG